Molecule: messenger RNA, 5294 nt
Organism: Larimichthys crocea (large yellow croaker)
Lineage: Eukaryota; Metazoa; Chordata; Actinopteri; Sciaenidae
Gene: sgsm1a
Product: small G protein signaling modulator 1a
Exons: 25
Coding region: 70-3906 (1278 amino acids)
Biological process (GO): activation of GTPase activity
Molecular function (GO): GTPase activator activity
Source: RefSeq, a predicted model, not a curated record
CCCAUCGCAGUGUGCAAGCAGCACUCAGCUGAUGGUAGGAGUGCCGCUUGCAGACAAGAGACAGGAUCCAUGGCAACAAACAUGGCAGAGGCAGAGACCCGUCAGAGGCUGCUGCGCACCGUCAAGAAGGAGGUGAAGCAGAUUAUGGAGGAAGCCGUCACCAGGAAAUUUGUUCACGAAGACAGCAGCCAUAUCGUGUCCUUUUGUGCUGCAGUGGAGGCAUGCGUUCUGCACGGGCUGAAACGGCGAGUGGCGGGCUUCCUGCGAAGCAACAAGAUAGCAGCGCUGUUCAUGAAGGUGGGGAAGAGCUUCGCCCCGGCUGAGGAGCUGUGUAGGAAGGCCCAGGAGCACGAGCAGAUCAUCGAGACAAAACGCAGUCAGAGCUUGCAAAGUCAAGACAGCCUUCGCAAGAUGCCUCGACUGCCCAGCCUCAGCCCACAGGGAGUCAAGAACCUGUGGAUCCGGACGGCUCUGUUUGAGAAGGUGCUGGACAAGAUUGUUCUGUUCCUGGUGGAGAACAGCAGUAAAUACUACGAGAAAGAGGCCGUUCUCAUGGACCCUGUGGAUGGACCUAUCCUUGCCUCUUUGUUAGUGGGACCUUGUGCUUUGGAGUACACAAAGAUGAAGACAGCCGACCACUUCUGGACAGACCCGUCUGCUGACGAGUUGGUGCAAAGACAUCGCAUCCACGGCGGCCACUGCAGACAGGAUUCCCCCACUAAGAGGCCUGCACUGUGUAUCCAGAAGCGACACUCCAGCAGCAGCAUGGAUGAACGUCCCUCUCCAUCGCCAUCAGCUCGUGAAUACGUGGAGUCCCUGCAUCAAAACAACAGGGUGACUCUCCUGUUUGGCAAAAACAACGUGCUUGUACAACCGAGGGAUGACAUGGAGGCUAUCCCAGGGUACCUCUCUCUGCACCAGAACGCCGACAUCAUGACCCUGAAGUGGACACCCAACCAGCUCAUGAACGGCUCUGUUGGAGACUUGGACUACGAACGCAGUGUAUACUGGGACUAUGCCAUGACGAUCCCUCUGGAGGAGAUAGUUUACUUGCACUGUCAUCAACAAGUUGACAGUGGGGGGACAGUGGUGCUGGUCAGUCAGGAUGGGAUCCAAAGACCUCCUCUUCGCUUCCCCAGAGGAGGCCACUUACUUCAGUUCCUCUCCUGCCUGGAGAACGGCCUGCUUCCCCACGGCCAGCUGGAUCCUCCACUCUGGUCCCAGAGGGGAAAGGGAAAGGUGUUUCCCAAGCUGCGGAAGAGGGUUCCUCAGGGAUCUGGAUCUACAGACUCGGUCUCGGAUAAGGAAGAGGACGAGGCCACAGACUAUGUCUUCCGCAUCCUCUUUCCAAACAGCCAGUCGGAGUUUGUGACUCCUCCAGACUUGAUGGAUCAGGGAGCUACGAUGUGGCAUCCCACUCUCAGGAAGUCUUCGUGUUCCUCUUGUUCUCAGGGGAGCUUCUCUGAUGGGGUGACACCCAAAGGGUGCAACCACGAGAGGGCUCCUCUGAAGCUGCUGUGCGACAACAUGAAGUAUCAGAUCAUCUCUCGGGCAUUUUAUGGCUGGCUGGCAUACUGCCGUCACCUGUCCACCGUGCGUACACACCUCUCUGCUCUCGUCAAUCACACCAUUGUGGCGCCCGACGUGCCGCGUGACGCCUACAAAGGGCUCACCACAGACGUCUGGCAGGCGUUCCUCCAAGACUGCACAGCAUACGAGGAGAAGGAGCUGCUCCGCAUGGUCUACUUUGGCGGUGUGGACGCCUCGCUGCGUAAAGAGGUGUGGCCUUUCCUGCUCGGUCAUUAUCAGUUCGGGAUGUCAGAAGCCAAGAGGAAGGAGGUGGAUGAGCAGGUCCGAGUGUGCUACCAGCAGACGAUGCGUGAGUGGCUCGGCUGUGAGGAGAUCGUCCGGCAGAGGGAGAAGGAGCAGCAUGCUGCAGCGUUGGCAAAGUGCAUCUCUGGAGCGAGCAUGGACAGUUCAAGUCAGAAGAUGAUCCACCAUGACUCCACUGUCAGCAAUGAGUCCCAGUCCUCCCAGAGCUCAGACCGGCAGAGUCUGGCUCGCCUGCAGAGUGACUCCAGUAGCAGCACACAGGUGUUUGAGUCCGUAGAGGAGGUGGACCAGAUCGAGACGGAGCCCAAGAACGAAGAGGCCAAACAAGUGCCAAAGAUGCCCAACGGAGCUCUGCAGAACGAGACAAGCUCUCCUGACUCUGGACAUCCCUCUUCCCGCAAUUUCUCUGUCACCUCCGGCCUGUCGGACGGCUCACUCAGCACAGAGGACAGUGGUGCGCCUGAUACAACCCCGAGAUCUGCAGCUGUCCCUCAGGCACCGCAGAGCCCUGUCAAACCUGCAGGGGUAGAGAGUGAUGGUCUGACAGAGGACAGACAGGUGAAAGGUAAAGUGAAGGGCAAAGAAGAAGAAGUGGAGGAGGGAAAAGCUGCUGAUGCAACCAAAAGUGCAGAAAAUACCAAGACUGAGAUGACAGGCAACAUGAACCAACCAUUGAAAGAGGAGCUGGUGAAGGAACCUAAAAUACAAGAAACUGUGGAGGAGUCUGGAGCAAUUAAAACAGAAGGACCCAAGUGUGAAGAUAAAGACCUGGCAGACAUUAAAGGAUCUUUAGAGUCAGGAGAAACAGAUAUAGAAACGUCUGGUGUGGAUACUAUGAUGGUGUCUGCUGAGAAAGAAGUAGAAGUGAAUAAUGAGGAGACAUCAAAGCUCGAAAAGACUGCAGAAACAAAUGUGGAAAUGGAAAAAUCAAAGACAACUAAACCACAAGAGGUUUCAUUGGCAGACAGGAAAGAAAAUAUAUUCAUAGAUCCUGCAGCUCCUGAAGUUGAAAAGAACCUGGUUUUCUCAGCAGACUCAGAGGCCUCGAGAGCAAGAGAAACUUACUUUACGUCUCAGAAAGACGAGGCUCAGGUCAUGACCGAAUCUGAUGAGUCUCCCUCAGCCAUAGAGAUGGAGGAGAUCCCCAAAGCCAAAGUUUCCAUGGUGCCUUGGAGCAGGAAGGGACGUUGUGAAGCAUCGUCUUUCUCUGAAGACUCAGCCCCUCACGUGGAGCUCAGGCAGGAGGAGGAGCAGGGAAAGCCCAGUCCAGAGGGCACAGAGUCCAUCCUGUCAGAGGAGCCGGAGAUGGAGAGCCUUUACCCAAACUUUGACUCUCUGACCGAGUCUGAAACCACCAAGAAUGAAGCGACGUCUCAAGAAUCUACUGGGAGCCCCUUCUCUCAAGAGCUUUUGGACUUGUACACGUUAAAUCUUCACCGCAUUGAAAAAGAUGUCCAGCGCUGCGACAGAAACUAUUGCUACUUCACUCCUGCCAAUCUGGAGAAACUACGCAACAUCAUGUGCAGUUAUAUCUGGAGGCACCUCGACAUCGGUUACGUACAGGGCAUGUGUGAUCUGCUGGCUCCACUAUUAGUCAUUCUGGAUGAUGAGGCCAUGGCCUUCAGCUGUUUCACCGAGCUCAUGAAGAGAAUGAAUCAAAACUUUCCACACGGAGGAGCUAUGGACACUCACUUUGCCAACAUGCGCUCUCUGAUCCAGAUCCUGGAUUCAGAGCUGUUUGAGCUAAUGCACCAGAACGGAGACUACACCCACUUCUACUUCUGCUACCGCUGGUUUCUCCUAGACUUCAAGCGAGAGCUGGUGUAUGAUGACGUUUUUGCAGUCUGGGAAACCAUCUGGGCAGCCAAGUAUGUCUCUUCUAAUCACUUCGUCCUCUUUAUUGCUCUGGCGCUGGUGGAGAUCUACAGGGACAUCAUCCUGGAGAACAACAUGGACUUCACUGACAUCAUUAAGUUCUUCAAUGAAAUGGCUGAGCACCACAGCAUAAAGCAGAUUUUGACCCAGGCCAGAGAUCUGGUGUACAAGGUGCAGAUGCUGAUAGAGAACAAGUGAUUGUGCUGUUUGUCUUCUUUUGCUUCCAAGUAAAGUGUGAACGGCUGUAGCAGCACAAGAGUAAAAAACACAUAUGAACACACAUACCCACACACACUACACAGUUACAAUCACAUUUUGCUGCUAUGAGCCUUAUUGACUGUAUCCACAAUGUUGUUUGUGUCGUCAACAGGUGUAUGAGAAUAUUACGCUUCAUAUUUGUCAGUAUGUUCAAGUGAAAACAAACGUAGCUGAAGUAACGUUUCCCUUAAGUGUCCAUCUUAAUACGAGUGCACUUAAUAUUUUGAGAUAAGGAUGGUUUUAGUUGCACAUUUCAAACCAAAAUGCAGAGAUGAAUUCAACUAGAGACUAUAUUUAUGAGAAGAAAAAAUACAUUGUGAUAAUAGUUUAUAAUAAUUAUUUUAAUAGUCAAAGUCUACAAGACUAAACUUUAAAUAUAUGAGCAAGUUAUCGCCCUCUUCCUGUCCUUUAAUGAAGGAAAGAAUGUCAGCAAACUUUUCAUUUUCUACAACACCCCUAAAGUCAAAUCAACACUGGCUUUUAGUCAAAAAUGUAACUCUGUUAUGUUCAACACAAAACAUUAGUAAUAAUUUAGCUUUUAGCACCAUGUCAGUGAUUUUAGCAUCCAACAGUGUUUUUAAUGUCCUUGAACUGCUUGUCUGCCAAAUAGUAUGUCUGUAUUUGUUAUGUGUGAACUGUACUGUACCGAGAGACAAAAAUGUGUUUUAUCUUAUGAGGAUUAUAUUAUGUUAACACUUGUAAAAUCAUAACUGAAUAUUUAAGUGACUUAUGGAUGUCUGGGUGGAGAUUUAUAUAAAGCAACAAGCCUGAUUUCAGUUAUUUUUCAUUAUCCAGUGAACCACUGUAUAUUUUGUAAAUUGUGCAGUUUAUUCACAUUGAUUUAUUUAUUUAUAUUUUUUGUCUUGUGUUGUCCGCUGCCUGUUUGUUGGAUCAAACAUUAAUUCCAGCUUGAUUAUGGAAGAUCAGAUGAUGAUGACAGUGAUAAUAUUUAGUCACAGUGACCAAAUGAAAAGUUUCGUGGUUCAACGCUAUUCGUAUUCUUUAGUGUGAGAGUAAACACAGAGAUGAAAAUGAGAGGUACAAAUGUUCAAAAUGAACUGAUGUUAUGAGGGAAACUGUUGAUAUUUUGGCAGAUUUGGGGCUUAUGAGGACAUAAUAUAUAUAUAAAUAUAUAUGCGUUUAACCCUUAAAGUUACCGACAUUAUUCUUGUCUUUCAUCACCUCAAACAUCACUCAGUUGUUCUUCUCAGUGUUGCUUCAUGAAUGUGAUCAGAUGCAUUUAAUAUCGGUGUUUUCUUUGUGAAUGCUUACUGCUGUCAGAAAAAAAACUAUUUUAAUUUAUUGUAACAUAUUUGUUUGGCAAAAGU